AUGACAUUUUCAGAUGAGGCGAGAGAUAACAAGUCUCUUCCGGCUCACUUACAGCCUUGGAAGCACUGUAGUACACACUAUUGGUAUGCGAUGUCACUCGUCUACAACGCAUUCUUCCGAUUUCAGCGUGGGCUUGAUGUUGCUGUCAUUGGUGCUCCAAAUGUAGGCAAGUCGUUGCUCACAAAUCAACUUGUACGGGCGUCCGUCUCUUCUGUGAGCAGCAAAAUGGACACGACAACUGAGAAUAUUGAUGCGGUACUGACAGAAGAUGACGUACAGUUGAUCCUGCUAGACAGUCCUGGAACUGUAGGUCUUCAGCACGCCAGAGAGGUCAUGGCACGUAAACAAGAUCGUAUUGUAGCGGAGCCAGAAGCGGCAUUACAGAAAGCGGAGCACAUUUUGGUAGUCCAGGAUGCAACCGCAACCGGAGAUUACAUCCAACAUCGCGUUUUACAUCUCCUUCAUAGGUACUCACAUAUACCUUCAUCUCUUGUGAUAAACAAAGUGGAUUUGGUCACUCGGCGAAGCGAUUUGCUAGAGCUAGCUCGGAUACUCACCAAUGGACGUGUCGCCGGGAAGCCCGUACAGAUUCACGAGAAAGCGAUCGGACGUCUAGGAACCCCAUCACAAGACUUCACUUUACAUGACGAGACUGUUAAAAUGCAAGAUGAGGAAUGGCAGGAAAAGUUCAGAGCUGUGAUCAACAAACCUUCGCACAAGUUUCCUCACUUGACCGGUGAAGGAAUCGACCCUUUACGACGCCAUUUGAAAGACAUGGCUUCAGAGAAACGCUGGCGGUUGGAUCAAAUGACCAUAACUACUAAGAGUCCUCAACAACUGUGUGUGGAAUCGGUCCGUGCUGCUCUGCUCGACACUUUGCCGGCGAAUGUGGCAUAUGUUUUGCAGCCAAAAAUCAGUGAAUGGAAUGAAGACGGAGAGGUUCUUCAAAUUGUCGUCGACAUCCACUGCGAAAAAGAGCGUAUAGGAAAACUUAUUAUAGGCAAGGGCGGACAGCGAAUAGCAGAGAUUGGAAAACGUGUUAACGACCAUAUGAGUAAUUUGUUUGCUAGGCAACUCUUUGUUCGAAUUCUUGUGAAGCAUAACAAGAAAGUCAUCAAUGUUCUCUCUUGA
Messenger RNA from Ostertagia ostertagi, 1131 nucleotides. The record is from the annotation of a GenBank genome assembly. NCBI's taxonomy places the organism in Eukaryota, Metazoa, Nematoda, Chromadorea, Rhabditida, Trichostrongylidae.